This is a messenger RNA of Leptosia nina, 1479 nucleotides long. The record is from the annotation of a GenBank genome assembly. Lineage: Eukaryota; Metazoa; Arthropoda; Insecta; Lepidoptera; Pieridae.
AUGGAAAAUUUCUGGACAUUUUGUGUGAGUGUUUUGUGCGUGUGUGUGGCAGUUAGGACUCAAAUUAUACCUAGCAAGACUAGAGCGAGCGAUGGCGAUUUUAAUAAUGUCAAUACGGAUGGAUCUUUUGAUUUCGGAUAUGUAAACAAAGACAGAGGUUCAAGCUAUCAUCUAGCAAAGGGCAACGCUAACGGGGUGGUAGGCGGUAGAUUUGGAUCAAGAGAACCAGGAACUGAAGAAGUGAAAGAAACUAUAUACACCGCUGGACCUAGGGGUUUCCGUGCAAAAGGACCUAACGUACAUCGCAAAAUAGACCUCGACCAGAGACCCAGAGGUCCAAUUGGGAAUAAGGAUGACCCCUACUUUGAUCCCAACGAAGAUCCAAGUUACUCCUACAAGAUAGACACGAGAACUUAUACUAAAAACGAAAACGCAGAUAGCAGGGGAGAUGUUAAAGGACACUACUCAUUCGUGGAUGAUAUUGGAGAGAGACAUGACGUCUCAUAUAUCGCUGGCAGAGACACUGGGUUUCACGUGUCUUCGGCUUUCCCAGACGCACCUAGAGGCAUAGGAUCGCCCUUCCAUAGAGCACCGUUAGUAAGGAACGAAAAGAACCCAAGAGGCAAGACAGCAGUACAAAGGGGAUUGGAUGGUUCUUAUAGAUUUAUAUCAGCUGGGCCAGACCAAAGAAGAACAGAGACUAGUGAUUCCCAUGGUAACGUCCGAGGAUCAUACACGUUUUUGGACGACAAAGGCGUGCAAAGGACAGUGCACUAUAUAGCUGGCCCCGGUAUAGGGUACAGAAUAGUCAAGAACAGCAAUGACCCAUUUAUACCAUCCUACUUCCCAACAUUACCUAGUCAGUAUGAGCCUGAGUUUAAUGAUGUCAGUUCUGUUGGAGCUUCAGUAGCACCAGCCUUUGCCCCUAAUGAUGAUGGAGCUGAUGACGUUUUUAAAGGUCCCGAUGGAACAGCCGCAUCUGGUCACGUCAAGCCACCGCCCUUCCCAUCACCAGACUCAGAUAGACCAGACCCGCCGAGUGACGUUAACAGCGGUGACACUAGUUCCAACAGUUUCGGUCAUGCCCCACCUUACACACCCGAAUCAGAAAACCAAGACAUAAGCUACGUGGACGAAGAAACGAGCAGUUUUGGCCCGAAGCCAAGCAAAGGCAAACCGUGGCGUCCGAGCAGCAAACCUUUUAGAACGACGAAGAAGCCUUACGUACCGCUAAAGCCUUCUCAGGCGCCAUUUAUUAAAGAAGAAUUCGACAGUGGUGAAAGUAGUAAACCAAUUUUUGGUAUAGGAUACAAUGUUAAGCCCCAAACGACCAUUAUUAGGAAUAUAGGAAAGGAUUAUUUUGGUAUCGCGCCGGGAGUGUCGGUCAGAGCGCAUGUGCAAAGCAUAGAUUUAUAUCCUUUCGGCUCUAAGCCCUUAUCACCGUCGGAGGCUUUAGAAAAUGAUACCUUAAUACAUUGA